Molecule: messenger RNA, 3399 nt
Organism: Galleria mellonella (greater wax moth)
Lineage: Eukaryota; Metazoa; Arthropoda; Insecta; Lepidoptera; Pyralidae
Product: syntenin-1-like
Exons: 4
Coding region: 290-1165 (291 amino acids)
Cellular component (GO): plasma membrane; cytoplasm
Molecular function (GO): protein binding
Source: RefSeq, a predicted model, not a curated record
UAUUUGAUUCAUUAAUUAAUUUGAUAGCAUUAAAUUAAUGGGAUUUGUAAUUUUGUCAAGAUAAUUAUUACGACGAUAUCAUUUCACCAUUUUUUAUAAACAUAUUAAUUAGGGUUAGUUAAAAUUUUCUUUAACCGUAAUCACAAAUAGAGGUGUAUAGGUAGGUAAUUAUUGUGAAAUAAUUGUGUGUACAAAAUAAAACAGAUCAUUGACAGCAAGGUUUACGCCCUUUUAAAAGUUUUUGGUGUAUGUACAUCAGUCGAUUACAUUUCAACAGUAAAUCGGAAAAAUGGCCCUAUAUCCGUCUUUGGAGGAUAUGAAAGUAGACAACAUGGUGAGGGCUCAGCUAAGUCAGCAACUUGUGCAGCCACCUUAUGGAGCGAAUGUAACUGUUGUACCUAACGCUCCCUUGCCCAAUUCUUCUGCUUAUCACAUGUAUCCAGCUCUUGGUGACUAUAUGGGUCUUGAGCUAUCAUCUGAUGUUAUUGCUCUCAACAUGCCUGAGUAUCAAAUACAACCAGUUCAAUCUAGUGGUGGAGUAGCAAACUUGAUUGCGCCACUGUCUUCUCAGUCUUCAACAAUACAAAAGGCAACAGUUACACAGGCAAUCAGACAAGUUGUGCUGUGCAAGGACAAAGAUGGCAAGUGUGGUUUGAGACUUCAUGCAGUGAAUAACGGGAUUUUCGUAUGUUAUGUUGCUACUGGCAGUCCAGCAGCAUUGGCUGGAUUACGAUUUGGAGAUCAAGUGUUGGAAAUCAACAAUGUCACCGUGGCAGGCAUGACAAUGGACCAGUGCCAUGGUUUGUUGAAAAAGGCCCCAGUUAAUGGCAUCACUAUGGCUAUACGUGACAGACCUUUUGAGAGGACAGUAACACUUCACAAGGAUUCCCUUGGCCAUGUUGGAUUCCAGUUUAAAAAUGGCAAAAUUGUUGGAUUAGUAAAGGAUUCCUCUGCAGCCCGCAAUGGUUUAUUGACUGAACAUCAGAUAUUGGAAAUAAAUACAAUUAAUGUUGUAGGCAUGAAAGAUAAGGAAGUUUCUAAAAUAAUUGAUUCCAGUCCCUCUAUUGUGAAUGUUACAAUUAUUCCAUCCUACAUAUAUGACCACAUGAUAAGCAAAAUGUCUGCAUCACUGUUUAAGGAACAGGACCGCACGCCUGCAGUGUAGAUUUUUAUAACUAUCAAUACAGAUUUUUUUUUUAUACUGAACUAUUUUUAUUAUAACAUUAAUUUGACAUAUUAUAGUCAUAUCUUAUUUCACACAAUUGGCACUUACAAUACUUAUAAUAUCACACACUUUAUUUUGUAGUACGUAAGAUUAAUUGUUAAUUUUUAUUAUUACAUUAUAGGAAUAUUAAUUAGGGUUCAUGUUACAAGUAUAUGUACCAUUAGUCAGUAAGGGCUGUGAAAUAGGAGACGCAAAACUAAUCAAUUUCAGACCAAAAAUUUUCUAAAUUCUGCCAUUGUUUUUAUUUAAACAGUUUAGAGUGCUAAAUUGUUUGGCCAUAAAAAGUGAUAGUAAGAACGAUAGUAAGAUACGAGUAUGCAGUAAUGAAUAGAUUGUCUAUGAUAGUAUACAAUGUGUAACCGUCAGUAUAUAUCAAACUGAUACCAUGGGAUACUUUUUAAUCAUAGACCACUAUUCCUUAAACAUUUUAACACUACUGGAAACGAAGAUAACUCACUAUUUUGAGGCUUUUAGCUGCCGAUGUUAUCCAUGUAACCCUGAAAUUCGUAGCCGUGGCUUCUCAAUACACACAAAUCCUUAGAACACUGAAGUUGCUCCCUAAAACAUGAUUACCAGAUAACCAUUAAGCUUUUGAGCGAAGUCUGGUUAACUAUAUUAGCCAUGGCUCUAUAAGUAGUGUCCAAUUUAUAUUUACAUUCAUGUAUUUAAGGAAUUGGAAAUAUGUUAAUAAUUCUUUAAUAUAUAUUUUGUGCUGACAUUUUGCAGUUGCUCAUGUUGUGCGUACAUGUUCAAUUUAUUAUUAAAUUAUUAUUAUGACAUCUUUCAACUGGAUUUUUUGAGAAAAGUUUUUCAAUUUCAAAUACUAUUGCUGAAGUUAACAAAACUGACCAGUUUGAUAUAUCCUGUCUGUUAUAUCUGUAUAUUAAUUUUAAGUUAUGUUUAAUUCAUUGUGCCCAAUUAUAUUGUUUUAUUACUUUAAUAUUUACCUACCUUUGAUAUAAACCUCUGGACAUCAACUCAUAUAUUGGAGCUAGUUACACAGAGAUCGGCCAUCUCUUAAGGUCAUCCCAGAUAAUGUGGCCUUUUUUGUAUAACUGGCUUCUUUUGUAUAAUUCUAGAAUGUAAGAAAUAUAUAAUCUUUUACGUUAUAUAAACAUAUAAUAAUGACUAUAGUAUUCAUUCAUAAUAUGAGUAAUUUUCAUUGAAUUCUAUGUAUUAAUGAGUUUAUAAAAUUUCAUUAUUUUGUACCUAUGUUAAAAAGAGGAUUUAGUUAUGUUUAUAUUAUAUUUAUAAAUAAAUAAAUUACAUUGUUAUGAGCAGUAUGCACUAAGAGAUUAUGAGUACUUUGAUAUGGAUACACUCUGGUUUAGAAAAGUAUCUUGAAUUAUACGAUGUGAUUCCUACCAAUAUGAUUAUUUGAUAUAGUUUUUACCUACCGACUUCCUUACACUUAUAAGUGACGAUCUCCGCCGUACUUUUUUUUGGAUAAAUUAGAACAGAAUUGCGCUGUAACGCGCGAAUCUGGACACAAGUUAGGCCCGUUUUUAUGUGAAAGUAAGUUCUUAUAUUCUUUGGAUAUUUUUACUGCAAUGUGUGGACUAGUGGGUUAUAAUCUCGAUUUUAAAAACUUUGUUUGAGUCAUAUGUUCUAGAUUAGAUUAUAUUUUAGCCAAUGCCAACAAUUUGAGUCUAUAGCUGUUUUUUUUUUAAAUAGCUUUAGACACAAACAGUUUACUAAACUCAUUCUAGUUAGUAAGUGAACUCCCUCUUAGCAACGUAUGUUUAUGUGCAAGGUCUAUACUCUUAUGUGUAAUAUCUAUAACAGGAAUAUUUUUUAUAAGAUAUUUUACAGCAUAAAUUUUUCUCAAUAUUCAUUUAUUUUCAAUGAGAAAUUAACAUAAUUUCAAAAACUUUUCUUAGACGUAUAUGGGCGUCCCCUUAGACGGUUUGUCCACGAUAACAUACAAAAUUUAUAUACUUACAUAUCAAAAUUUGUCCAGUUUAAUUUUAAAGCGUUUAUGUCAAUAAAAAUAUAACGUUCAUUUUAUAUUUAAUAGGAUUCGAUUAGCAGAGAUUAAUAGAAAUAGAUUAUAUAGAUUAUAUACACCUAGAUAGAGCGUCAAGUUUGAGAAGGUCGUUUUUUCAUACCGUGAGUGUUCAAAUUAUCAUUAUCUUAUUAAAAUGUACAAGUCUGAAAGUAUUAUAGUAUUGAUA